Molecule: messenger RNA, 966 nt
Organism: Prunus armeniaca (apricot)
Lineage: Eukaryota; Viridiplantae; Streptophyta; Magnoliopsida; Rosales; Rosaceae
Source: the annotation of a GenBank genome assembly
AUGGGGAGAGCUCCUUGUUGUGACAAGGCAAAUGUGAAGAAAGGACCAUGGUCACCUGAAGAAGAUGCAAAGCUAAAAGAGUACAUAGAAAAAUAUGGGACUGGAGGAAAUUGGAUUGCUCUUCCACAGAAAGCUGGUCUUAGGAGAUGUGGGAAGAGUUGCAGAUUAAGAUGGCUUAACUAUCUGCGCCCCAACAUCAAACAUGGAGAAUUUUCUGAUGAAGAAGACAGGAUCAUCUGCAACCUCUUUACUAACAUUGGAAGCAGGUGGUCCAUAAUAGCAGCUCAGUUACCAGGCAGGACUGACAAUGAUAUCAAGAACUACUGGAACACCAAGCUCAAGAAGAAACUCAUGGGAUUAAAUAUUCUUCCAUCCCACAUAAAAUCCCACUCAGGCACCUUCUCAUCUCUUCUUCAUCUUCAAGCUUCAUUAUCAUCAUCUUCACCAUCAUCAUACAGAGGCAGCAACAACAGCACUGCUUAUUAUGCACAAACCAGGUCUUUCUCUAGUGCUUUGGAGCCCAUUUCAUUUUCACCAAGUCUUCUGAGCAGAAGUUCAACUAAUGCUGCUUCUGCUCUUCAUCAAGUGCACCAAGAGAGGUUUGUGGGUAGAGCCAUGCAGCAUAAUUACCAAGUCAAAGAUAACAUCUUGAUGUUUGGGGGUGAAGCAAGUUGCAGCUCUUCUGAUGGGAGUUGCAGCAACCAGAUCAGCCAGUGCAGAGACAGAGAGUAUGAAUAUAAUUACAAUUUCUUCAAUGGUGGGGAAGGACACCAGAAAAUCAUGCUACCAGAUGGGCUUAAUGGGUGGAGAUCAGAGAAGCAGAAUGGCAAUGGGAUUUGGGAAGAUCAAGCCCCAUUAGAUUAUGGCCUUGAAGAAAUUAAGCAGUUAAUUAGCAGUACCAGUAGUUGCAACAACUUUUUGUUUGAUGAAAACAAGACAGAGGAAAAGGCCAUGAUGUACUACUGA